UUGUAUUGUUGUUUUUUUUCCCUUUUCGUCUAUUUAUUUAUAAAAGCAAAAUAAAGAAGAGAAAAAAAACAAGGAAAAUUAACGUAGAGUCGACCAAAUAGGAAGAAACGCGUCAAAAUCAAUAAAUCAAAAACGCUCAAAAACCAUUUAGCAUUUAACGUUUUCAAUUAUAAUUAAGUUUCAAAUAAAAUAAAAGGAAGAAAAAAUGGAAAUGGAAAUGAAAAUGGAACCAUCCAGCCCGACAGACAACAAGAGACAACAGUUUUCUAGGUGUAGCAGUACAAACAGUGUUAUCACAUCAAAUUCAUCGGCACAUAACUCGGAUGAUGACGAUGACAGUGGUGGUGAAUGUACGAAAAACACAUCGUUAAGCUAUAAGGAACGACGUCGUGAAGCACACACUCAGGCCGAACAAAAGCGUCGCGAUGCCAUUAAACGUGGCUAUGAUUCGCUACAGGAUUUGGUACCCACCUGUCAACAAAACGAAACAUCUGGCUACAAACUGAGCAAAGCAACGGUGUUACAACGUUCGAUAGAUUAUAUCGGAUUUCUACAUCAACAGAAAAAGAAACAAGAGGACGAACGAUCUGCAUUGCAAAAAGAAGUGACCGCAUUACGCAUAAUCCAAAAUAGUUACGAGAAUAUGUUACAAAACCAACAACAAUCGCCCGGUCAACAGGAGACGAGGGUCAGCGACGAAAUCAAAUUCAAAGUGUUCCAGGCAAUUAUCGAUGAAAUGUACCAGACAUUCGAAAUUCUUCCGAUGAGCGAUUUUGCCGAAUUAGCGACCGGUGUUUUGCCAUGGCUAGAAGAGCAUUGUAAACCUCAUAUGCUGCGUCAAAUUGUAAAUCAAACGCUGUUUGAGCUACAGCAGCAACAACAACAAAAUGCACACAACCAAAGUUCCAGCCACGUUGGAAGUGGAAGCCAGAGCACAAAUUGGAAUGGUUCCAUUUAAGACCGAAAUUGCCUUCAUUCAUGGAUUUUCAUUUUAAAUAUUCAACGCUUACAUAUUUGUUGACAUUUAAAUCUGUGUUUCGACUUAUUAAUGAUAAAUACAAAUUGUAAAUACAUAUAGAUGCCAUUCACGUUGACUUCAUAAAAUGACUCACAGUUACGCA
Molecule: messenger RNA, 1121 nt
Organism: Contarinia nasturtii (swede midge)
Lineage: Eukaryota; Metazoa; Arthropoda; Insecta; Diptera; Cecidomyiidae
Gene: bigmax
Product: max-like protein X
Exons: 5
Coding region: 206-958 (250 amino acids)
Biological process (GO): regulation of transcription by RNA polymerase II
Cellular component (GO): nucleus
Molecular function (GO): RNA polymerase II cis-regulatory region sequence-specific DNA binding; protein dimerization activity; DNA-binding transcription factor activity, RNA polymerase II-specific
Source: RefSeq, a predicted model, not a curated record